Messenger RNA from Prosopis cineraria, 1171 nucleotides. Its product is annotated as two-component response regulator-like APRR5. The transcript has 3 exons. The coding region runs from base 66 to 887 and encodes 273 amino acids. The record is from RefSeq and is a predicted model, not a curated record. Gene Ontology annotation, biological process: regulation of flower development. NCBI's taxonomy places the organism in Eukaryota, Viridiplantae, Streptophyta, Magnoliopsida, Fabales, Fabaceae. Gene Ontology annotation, cellular component: nucleus. Gene Ontology annotation, molecular function: protein binding.
UCUCCCUUCUCCGUCUAGUAACUGCAUCCGAUCUCUGGUUAAAGUAUUGCACAUCAACACGCGCCAUGUACCCACACUCUAAGGCUACAUUCUCACGCUCCGCCACUUCCAUCGAUUAUUUGCCGUCACCGACCGCAGCCACGGUGCCACUACUCUUUCCUUCACUUCCGUCAAUGCAUUCCGUCUCGCCUUCUCAGAACCACCUCAUUCCAGACCGGCUCGCUGUCACUGAGUUCGACUCGCUGCUCAACUUGGAGAUGAGCCGCAACAAUAGUUGGAGCAGCGGUUGUAGCAGCUACGGCUGGCCCAGUUCGCUGGCGACCUACAGAACUCAACGGCCAAGCUUGAUGCAGAGGAGCGUGAGCAGCCUUUCGCUUCAGAAGAAUGACUAUCGCCACCCUGUUUCUGCUCUAUUUGCCGAGUUUCUUGACUCCGACGUCGGUCCGGUACGCAGAGUUUGCAGUACUGGUGAUUUGCAGAGGAUAAAGGGAAUGGAAGAGAGGAAUCAAGGGACAGAGAGUGCAUUGGCAAGGGAAAGCAGCAUGAUCAUAGAAGGGAUGAGCAGGGCAUGUCGUUACAGCCCAGAGGAAAAGAAGGUGAGGAUUGAGAGAUAUCGAAGGAAGCGAAAUCUGAGGAACUUCACCAAGAAAAUCAAGUAUGCUUGCAGGAAGACGCUGGCAGACAGCAGGCCACGCAUCAGAGGAAGAUUUGCGAGGAACGAAGAAACUGAUAAGAACCCUACAGGUCCGCGGAGCCAUGAAAAUGGUGUUGGAGUAGAGGAAGAAGAUAACGAAGAGGAGAAUUGGGUUAAUCUCUUUGAUAAUUUGGUCGCUGCAAAUCUUGUUCAAGAGCCUCAAGAUAGUUCUUCCUUUGGUCUCAUGUUUUAGAUCAAUAACGUACAGCUAUCAGCUUGAAUUGGAAUUGCGAUCCUCCUUUUAUGCAUUAGGGUGCCAAAAUUUAGAAGUACAGCACAUAUUAGCAAAUAAUGUAAAAAUGUAUAGUGAUUGGGAUGUGACCAUGUGCUCUUACUAGACUUUAAUCUAGCUAGGGUGAAGUUUUUUGAGUGCCCUUUUCACCUUUUUUUAGACUCUGCAUCAGCAGCAAUUGGUGCGUAUAAUUGUCUAUCAAAACUGAAAUAACAAGUUGUUAUAUUGGGGUUUCUCCAUGAUUA